This is a messenger RNA of Lathyrus oleraceus (garden pea), 1323 nucleotides long. Its product is annotated as protein DMR6-LIKE OXYGENASE 2. The record is from RefSeq and is a predicted model, not a curated record. Lineage: Eukaryota; Viridiplantae; Streptophyta; Magnoliopsida; Fabales; Fabaceae. The transcript is spliced from 3 exons. Bases 28 to 1110 code for a protein of 360 amino acids.
UUUGCAUUUAGUAUUCCCUUUUGUUGAAUGAACUUAGAUCUCAAAAUUUCUAAUAAAAUGAAGUCAUUCCAAUUAGCCAACGAGUCUUCUCCCCUUUCUGUAACUCCCAACAAUUUCAUCCUCCCAGAAAGCAAAAGACCAAACCAUUCAGAGGUUAAAUCUCUAGACUCAAUCCCCAUAAUUGAUUUGAGUUACUCUCAUGACAACAACCCUCCAUCCUUGGAAGUUAUUCACAAGAUUUCAAAGGCUUGUGAGGAAUUUGGUUUCUUUCAAGUUGUGAACCAUGGUGUUCCUGAACAGGUUUGCCAUAAAAUGAUGAAAGCCAUUACUAACCUUUUUGAACUGCCGUCAGAGGAAAGAGAGAGUCUCUAUUCAACCGAUCAUACCAAGAGUGUAAGAUUUCUCAAUUAUUAUCUUAAAGUGGAAGGUGGAGAAAAAAUCAAGUGCUGGAGUGAAUGUUUCAGUCAUCCAUGGUAUCCUAUUGAUGAUACCAUUUCUCUUCUACCAGAAAAAAUUAGAACUCAAUACAGAGAGGCUUUCACUGAAUAUGCAAAGGAAAUAGGUUCAUUGGUGAGAAGACUUUUAGGUUUGAUAUCAAUAGGGCUUGGCUUAGAGGAGGAUUGUUUGUUGAAGAAGUUAGGUGAGCAGCCUAGACAAAGAGCACAAGCAAAUUUCUAUCCACCAUGUCCAGAUCCAGAGUUAACCAUGGGUCUAACUGAGCAUACUGAUCUCAAUGCUCUCACUGUACUUUUGCAAUCAGAAGUUUCCGGUCUUCAAGUUAACAAAGAUGGGAAAUGGAUUUCUGUACCUUUUGUUCCCAAUGCUUUUGUCAUCAAUCUAGCUGAUCAAAUUCAGGUUCUAAGCAACGGAAGAUACAAAAGUGUACUUCAUAGGGCUGUUACGAAUAAUGUGAGUCAACGAGUGUCUAUGGCGAUGUUUUAUGGACCAAGCGUAGACAAUACUGUUGGUCCAAUUCAAGUUUUGAUAGAUGAAGAACACCCUCCUAAGUAUCGAAAUUAUCGUUUCUCGGAGUUUCUUGAAGAAUUCUUCAAGCAAGAAGGAAGAAGGAGGAUGGUGAAGGAAGCCUUUGAAUUGCCAAAUGAAAAUUAAUGAAGGAGUUUAAUUUGUAUACAUUAAUUAUGAAAAUAAGUUUACACAUAUAUAUUCAAUUAAAUGGUUGAACUGGAAUGUUGUAUCGUUAGUUCAAUGAAAGUCUUACCCAUGAGAUGGGAUGUAAGGAAUUGUUGAGUUAUUAACUAAAUAAAAUUAUUGUUAUCUUCACCAAACAAAAGUGGUUAAGUAUAUUGAGGAAAACUUUACCCA